Dermatophagoides farinae (American house dust mite) is the source of this 3103-nucleotide messenger RNA. RefSeq names its product alanine--tRNA ligase, cytoplasmic (gene AlaRS). NCBI's taxonomy places the organism in Eukaryota, Metazoa, Arthropoda, Arachnida, Sarcoptiformes, Pyroglyphidae. Gene Ontology annotation, molecular function: aminoacyl-tRNA deacylase activity; ATP binding; alanine-tRNA ligase activity. The record is from RefSeq and is a predicted model, not a curated record. Gene Ontology annotation, biological process: alanyl-tRNA aminoacylation. Gene Ontology annotation, cellular component: mitochondrion; cytoplasm.
UGUAAUUUUUUUUUACUCUUUUUGAAUUUAUUUUUAUUUGUACGAAAAUUUCAUUUUCAUAAUUAAUAUCAAUUGAUCAUGUCGUUGAAUUCAGGAUCAUACAGAGAUGUUCGACAAGCUUUUAUCGAUUUUUUCAAAGAUAAAUAUGAACAUCUUUUUGUUCGAAGUUCAUCAGUCAUUCCUCAUGAAGAUCCAACACUUUUGUUUGCCAAUGCUGGCAUGAAUCAGUUCAAACCAAUUUUUCUAGGGACAGUUGAUCCAAACAGCGACAUGUCCAAGUACAAGAGAGUGGUGAAUAGCCAAAAAUGUAUUCGUGCUGGUGGUAAACACAACGAUUUAGAUGAUGUCGGAAAAGAUUCUUACCAUCAUACGUUUUUCGAAAUGCUUGGAAAUUGGUCGUUUGGUGAUUUUUUCAAACGAGAAAUUUGUCAUUGGUCUUUUGAGUUAUUGACCAAAGUUUAUGGCCUUGAAAAAGAUCGGAUUUAUGUUACCUAUUUUGGAGGCAACAAAGCAGCUAAUUUGGAACCUGAUGAAGAAGCUCGAAAAAUAUGGUCAGAAAUUGGCAUUGAUCCUGAAAAGAUUCUUCCGUUCGAUAUGAAAGAUAAUUUCUGGGAAAUGGGCGAAACCGGCCCAUGUGGACCUUGUUCAGAAAUCCAUUAUGAUCGAAUUGGUGGCCGUAAUGCAGCUGCAUUAGUUAACAUGGACGAUCCGAAUGUAAUUGAAAUCUGGAAUCUCGUGUUUAUUCAAUUCAAUCGUGAAAAUGAUGGUUUAUUAGUGCCGUUACCCAAAAAACAUGUAGAUACUGGUAUGGGCUUUGAAAGAAUUGUAUCGGUCAUUCAGGACAAAACUUCAAACUAUGACACGGAUAUCUUCGAACCUCUGUUUAAAGCCAUCCAGGAAAAUACAGGCGCUCCAAAUUAUACCGGAAAACUUGGAGACGACGAUACUAACGGUAUUGAUAUGGCAUAUCGUGUAGUGGCUGAUCACGUUCGUACAUUGACAAUCGCUCUUUCUGAUGGUGGACGGCCGGAUAAUGUUGGUCGAGGAUACGUACUAAGACGAAUUUUACGUCGAGCUGUUCGUUACAUUGAAAAGCUUGGUGGAAAGCCAGGUGCAUUUGGAUCGUUGGUACCGGUCGUCGUUCAAACUUUGGGUGAUUUUUUUCCUGAGCUCAACAAAGAUCCACAAUUGGUCAUGGACAUCAUCAACGAAGAAGAGUUGCAAUUUUUGAAGACUUUGUCGCGAGGUAAACGAUUGUUAAAAACUGCCAUUGAAAAAUUGGAAGGCAGUAAGAUCUUACCUGGGGAUAUUGCAUGGAAAUUGUAUGACACCUAUGGAUUCCCUAUAGAUCUUACCCGAUUGAUGGUCGAAGAGCAUGGUUUAUGCGUUGAUAUGGAAGGAUUCGAAAAAGCCAAAGCUCAAGCUCAAUUAAUAUCACAGGCAAAAAUAUCUCAAUUAGACACAAAAGUUGAACUAGAUGUCCAUGCUAUUUCUGAACUUCGUGAUCAUCUUAAAAUUCCUGUAACCAAUGAUUUGCCCAAGUACAAUUACAAUUCUUUAACUGAUAAAAAAGAUAGUGUUUAUCGUUUUGAAAGCUGCCAAGGAAAAGUUUUGGCCAUUAGAAAAGAAAAAUCAUUUGUUCAAGAAGUUUCUGAUACUGAUUUGAUUGGCAUCAUUUUAGAUUCGACCAAUUUUUAUGCAGAAGCCGGUGGCCAAGAACAUGAUACGGGUUAUAUGAUCAAGGAAAAUGAUGAUAAUAAUGUUGAAAUUGAAUUCAAAGUGGUUCAAGUAAAAUCAUUUGGUGGUUAUGUUGUACAUAUUGGAUAUUUGAUGCAAGAAUCUUCUGGACAAAGUAAACUUCUUGUUAAUGAUGUACUUCGACUAGAAAUUGAUCAGGAAAGAAGAAAAUUAAUUAUGAAUAAUCAUACCGGUACUCAUGUCUUGAAUUAUGCCCUAAGAUCUGUUCUCAAAGAGACUGAUCAAAAAGGAUCGCUCGUAGCUGCUGAUAAACUUCGAUUCGAUUUUACCAACAAAUCUGCAAUGACAAGUGUUCAAGUAAAACAAGCUGAAAGUAUUGCACGAGAAAUGAUUGACAAGAAUGAAAUUGUAUAUGCAAAAGAAUCUCCACUUUCAAUGGCCAAAGCUGUGAAAGGAUUGCGUGCUGUUUUUGAUGAAACUUAUCCGGAUCCAGUACGUGUAGUUUCAAUUGGCGUUCCUGUAGAUGACCUAUUACAAGAUCCAUCCAGUCCAGCUGGUAUGAAUACUUCGAUCGAAUUUUGUGGUGGUACUCAUUUGAAACGAAGUGGACAUAUUGGAGAUUUCGUUAUAACCAGUGAAGAAGCGAUUGCCAAGGGAAUCAGAAGAAUAGUCUGUGUUACAGGUCCUGAAGCUACCCGAUCAAUAAACAAGUUGGCCGAGCUUGAAAAACUUGCUUUCGAAUUGGGAAUUUAUAUCAAUGCUAACCAAUCAAAAUUUUCUACUGAAUUAAAAAAUAUGGCCAAAAAAGUGCUAGAUUUGCAGCAAAAAGUCUCUGCAUCGGAUAUAUCUUGCUGGAAAAAAGAAGAACUCCGUAAUACGUUGAACCAAUUGAAGAAACAACUAGAUAAUUAUGAACGUUCACUAAAAGCUUCACAAGCAAACGAAGUUGUUAAUGUAGCAAAACAAUUAGCCACCGACAAUCCGAAAUCAAAGUACAUGGUCAAUUCGUUGAAUGCUGGCUCCAAUGCCAAGGCCCUCGAUCAGGCAGUGAAAGCUGCUCGAGCUAUUAAUCCGGAUCUUGCUGUGCUAUUUUUUAGCAUAGAUUCGGAUAACAAUAAAAUUAUCUGUCUUUCUAAUGUAUCAAAAGAAAUAGCUCAAAAAGGAUUGACUGCCAAUGAAUGGGUUCAGAAUAUAACGACUGUUAUCCAAGGAAAAGGUGGCGGCAAACAGGAAUCAGCUCAAGCUAUCGGAAACAACAUUGGAUCAUUGGAUGAAGCUAUUAAAUUGUCUAAUGAAUUUGCUCGCCUAAAAUUAGGAGAUUAAUAUUUCUUAGAAAAAAAAUUUUAUCUACAAUUUUUGUUACUAUUCUAUUUUCUAUUAAUAAUAAAUUCAAUUAAAAAUCGAA